AUGCUGACGGAGUGGAAGUUCGUUCCGGCCACCGCCCUCGACGGGCUCGCGGCGAACCUAGCCACUCUCCUUGAAUGGAGCCGACUGCAAGACACCGACGGCAUCGGCUUCUUCUUCAUCACAAAUGGCGCUGUCUACAUGGACAACAUUGCGCCCACCGUUUGCUGCACCAUCCCCGAUGCGGUGCGCUGCGCGCGCCACGAGCUGAAGCAGCUCAAGCCGCGUGACUUUUCCGACUUGCUCGAGUUCGUCGCCGACACAGUCGUAGCUGUCCACAAGUCGGUCAGUGAGAAGCAGUCUUGUAAUGAGCUGUGA
This is a messenger RNA of Emiliania huxleyi CCMP1516, 315 nucleotides long. RefSeq lists its product as hypothetical. The record is from RefSeq and is a predicted model, not a curated record. The coding region runs from base 1 to 315 and encodes 104 amino acids. NCBI's taxonomy places the organism in Eukaryota, Haptophyta, Isochrysidales, Noelaerhabdaceae. The transcript has 2 exons.